AUGUGGUACCUGCCUCUACAUUACCAUCCCACAGUUAGUCACCAAAGUUACUCGACAACUCAUAUCUCUGCAGCGGCUCCAAUACAAGGACACCGACCCGAGGCAAAUUUCAAAUGCUCCAACUGUAAUCGAGUCUACUUGAGACAAUCGUGCUUGAAACGUCACAUGCGAGUUGAAUGUGGAAAAGCUCCCAAGUAUCAGUGUCAAUUUUCGGAAGACUUAAGUCUAGCGUCCAGUUUGAAAUGGGCGGCAGCCUGGCAAAAGUUAGCAGAAAACGUCCCGUCCAUCAUGUGGAGAUCAGGAAUAACCCUUGGUAAAGGUUUAGAUACUUCCGUUAUCUCGGCAAAUGAAGGUUUUAGCUGUUCAGCUUGUGGAAGAGUCUACAAACUUAAAAGCAGCUUGAGGAACCACCAGAAGUGGGAAUGCGGCAAGGAACCUCAAUUUCAAUGUCCACAUUGCGUUUAUAGAGCCAAGCAAAAGAUGCACAUCUCACGGCACAUGGAGCGCAUGCACAAGGAGAAACUUUACAAGCAGGAAUUGAUGUAA
Phymastichus coffea is the source of this 546-nucleotide messenger RNA. Its product is annotated as zinc finger protein 836-like. Gene Ontology annotation, biological process: regulation of DNA-templated transcription. Gene Ontology annotation, molecular function: RNA polymerase II cis-regulatory region sequence-specific DNA binding; DNA-binding transcription factor activity, RNA polymerase II-specific. The record is from RefSeq and is a predicted model, not a curated record. NCBI's taxonomy places the organism in Eukaryota, Metazoa, Arthropoda, Insecta, Hymenoptera, Eulophidae. Bases 1 to 546 code for a protein of 181 amino acids. The transcript is spliced from 2 exons.